Entrophospora candida is the source of this 1299-nucleotide messenger RNA. The record is from the annotation of a GenBank genome assembly. Lineage: Eukaryota; Fungi; Glomeromycota; Glomeromycetes; Entrophosporales; Entrophosporaceae.
AUGACAGAAGUUCCUGUGCUUUUUAUUCAAAUUGUUCGAGGUUUAAAUGAUAGAGUUUAUGAAAAGCGGAAGACCGCAGCAUUAGAAAUUGAAAAACUUGUUCGCGAUUCAAUUUCAAACAAUGACACUGAACGUGUUAGAGCUAUUGUUAGAAAACUUGUGCAAGAUUUUACUUAUUCUACGAAUAAUUAUGCAAAGAGUGGUGGAUUGAUUGGUUUGGCUGCAACAUCUAUAGCAUUAGGAAUUGAUGUAGCUACAUAUCUAGACGAAAUAGUUCCACCAGUUUUAUCGUGUUUUGCUGAUCAAGAUUCACGUGUAAGAUAUUACGCAUGUGAAAGUAUGUAUAAUAUUGCAAAAGUAUCCAAAGGUGAAAUUUUAAUAUAUUUCAAUGAAGUUUUUGAUGCCAUGAGCAAGAGUGAGCCUGAUACAGAUCCUUCUGUUAAAAAUGGAGCAGAAUUGUUGGAUAGAUUGAUCAAAGAUCUUGUUGCGGAACAUGCGAUAACAUAUGUUUCUUCUUUUGCUGUUCAUCCUUUUACAACAGUCAAUACUACUGAUUCAACACCGGAUAUUACAUCUAUUCCUCAAACAACUGCAUUUUCAUUGCCAAAAUUCAUUCCAUUACUUUCAGAACGCAUACAUGUAAUGGAUCCUUUCACGCGCAACUUUUUAGUUUCGUGGAUAAAAGUGUUAGAUUCGAUUCCUGAUUUGGAAUUGGUUUCCUUUCUUCCUGAUUUUUUGAAUGGUCUACUGCAAUUUUUAAGUGAUCCAAAUAAAGAUAUAAGGUAUGCGACAUCUAACAUCCUAGCAAAUUUUUUGGCUGAAAUCUGUGAUGCUGCUACAAUUAAUGAACAACAAAAAAAAUAUGCUAUUAAAAAAUAUUAUAUUGAGCAACAAAAACAAUUAACUGCUACUAUUUCCGAAGUUACUACAACCAAUGAGGCAGGCGAUGAUGGCUUAAUUGGUGGUGGUGAUUAUGGUGACGGUGAUGUUUCCCAUAAUGCUAUUAGUAAAUUAUUAUUAGUUGAUGAUAAUGGUAAUUUAAAAUGGGAUUUUGAUGAUCCAGAAGGUAGAGGAAAAGGAUCUUGGGUCCCGGGCCAAGGUGUUGUCAUUGAUUACACUAGAAUAGUACAAAUUUUGAUGCCACAUUUAUCUUCACAUGAGGAGGAGAUACAAGCAACAGCUUUGAAAUGGAUCAAUGCAUUCAUAAAUUUAGCCAAAGAGGUCAUAAUAUCAUUUACUCCGCAACUUAUAAGUGCAGUUUUACCAUCAUUGGCUCAUUCAUCUUCUAAUAUCCUUUAA